CAAGACACGAAAAAGAGAGACAACGCAUUGUGUUAACAAGACUUGAUAUGGCAAAGAAUUAUGCACACAAGAAUGACAAUAUCAUAGGCCUUGCCACUUUACCCUGUCAUGCUGUUAGUGGGAAUUCACUCCUGGUGAUGCAAGUAGGAUGCUCAAAGAAAUUGCCAAGUGAAAACUUUAUGUUCACAAACAGAGAUGCAGAUAUCAUUUCAGAAGACUAAAUAAAACUUUAUAAAGAUUAGGAAGAAAGAGCAUUCUAAGAACGUUGCCCUCUCAGCUUAAAGCACGAAUGGGAAAGAUAAAUUAUUAGCUAAUGGCAAACGAGAUACAUAAGAGAACAACAAAAUUGACCAGCACAAGACACAAAUAACAAUAAGAAGCUUCACAGAUUAUGAGUCAUUACAAACUGCAAAGCUCCUCACCCUCAGUGUGAUGUUUACCUUCCAGCAUUAAAGUUUGAUAAAGAAAGGUGAUUUAAAAAAAAUAAAAAGAAAAUCUUUUCAUUCCAGAAAUAAACAAAUCCAUGUAAGAAUCCGACAGAUUGGAAUGAUUUAAUUCCUAAAUGCAAGGAGCAAAUAAAUAUUGCAAGUUUCUAUAUUAGGUUCUGCAAUGCCAUCACUGAGCAGGGCCAGAGCCAAAGCAGCUUAUUUCAUCUUGAGGUCGUGAAUAAGCCCGAUAAAACAAACUGAGCCAAUCUGUUAAGUCUGUUUACAAGGGUAGAAAGAUAGAUGAAAUACCAUAGAGAGUUCUCACAAUUGUGCAAUUAAUCACCAUGAUCUGGUGUUCCACAACCAUUACAACCGUGAGUACAAAAGUCUCCAAAAACCUUUCUUCUCUUUCAGAAAUCAGAAGUUGUCAAUCCCUGAGUAUUGUCCAGAAAACCAUUACCUUGGAUUAUAUUAAUGUUAGAAGAAUAUCAGUAUUCUUGUAGAUAAUAAAUGAGUAAGGGUAUUCUUGUAAAUAGUUGGUUAGGUUUGUACUCCUAUAAAUACUAGUUAGUCACUCAUAAUAUGGUUACUAGAUAUUUUCCUCCCAAGAUACCUGUUAACAUGGUAUCAAAACUAAAGUCCUAGAGUUAGGGUUAAACAUCUAGCAAAAGACUGUUCACGCGCACUGUUCAUCGCGGCACUGUUCACAGAGUACUGUUCACGCGUACUGUUUACGGCAUACUGUUCAUGCUGUUACUGUUCACGCGUAUUGUUCAUGCCGUCCUGUUCACGCCGUUACUGUUCACGCGGCACUGUUCGUCUCGAGUUUUGACCCUUUUUUGGGUUUGAAGUGCUAUUCACUAUAACUGAAAGUUUAUCAAAAAAUAUUGUGACGUCCACUAAUAUUAUGCCAAUGGUGAUGCCUCAAAUCACAAAUUGGAAGUUGAAUGACACCAAUUAUCAACAGUGGUCAAAAGCUGUUAAGAUUUAUCUCACAGGCUUAGGAAAGCAACGUUAUCUCACAGAUGAUUCUCCUACGAAGGACAACAAGAAACUAACGUGGAUUCAAGAGGAUGCCCAAAUUCUUGGAGCAAUAUGGAAUUCUAUGGAGCCACGAAUUGCUUACAUGUGUUCUCAUUGUGAGACAACAAGAGAAGUUUGGGAUUAUGUCCGGUUAUUAUAUUGCAGUAAUCUCUCACGGAUGUAUGAUAUUUCUUUGGAGUAUUUUCAGUUGCAACAACAUGACAAGACAGUAACUGAAUACUUUGCUGAUCUUAAGCGAGUCUCAAAAGAAUUAAAUGCUGUAAUGCCUCUCUCAAGUGAUAUUACGGUUAUGCAGAGGCAAAGAGAACAAAUGCUUGUGCUCAAAUUCUUGGCUGGUCUCAAGCCAGAAUUUGAACCAAUCAAAUCUCAAAUUCUAGCAGGUGAACAAUUACCAUCCUUUGCAGAGGCGUAUGCUCGGGUCUUACGUUCUGCAUCUAAGGACAAUGCACAGGGUGACGGUGCUCUAAUUAAUGACAAAUCUGCUUUAAUUGCUAACAACAAUCGGAUAGAGCAACUUAAUUUUGGACGUGGCUCUCGUGGAGGAAGAAGUAGAGGAGGUCGUGGGGGUCGUGAAGGUCGAGACACCCGUGAGUGCAAUCAUUGUGGUUUAAAGAAUCACACUCGUGAUACUUGUUGGGAUUUAAACGGAAAACUACCUCGGUUUGUUAAUACAGUUACCACUGACCAAGCUGAAUCAAAUUCUUUAGCACAAGGGUCCCAGAAGACUUUUACCAUAUCUGAGGAAGAUUAUGUCAAAUUUCUGCAGUACCAAACUGCAAAUCAUGCAUCUCUUCCCUCUACUUCUUUAGAACAAAAAGGUAAUGCUAUGGCUUGUCUCUCCACAUCAUCUAAUUUUGACUCAUGGAUCAUUGAUUCCGGAGCUACUGAUCAUAUGUCAGGAUUUGAAGACAAAGAGGACGAUUGGUGGAGGACAUGAGCAUAAUGAUCUUUAUUUUCUCAACUCUAAUGGUCCGAUUGCGACCCUGCUACUGUUUCUCCUCUUGAAAUUCACUGUCGUUUGGGUCAUCCGUCUCUACAAAAUUUGAAGAAGUUGGUCCCUACCUUGAGUCAGUUGUCUUCAUUAGAAUGUGAGUCUUGUCAAUUAGGAAAGCAUCAUCGUGUUUCUUUUGACCCUAGGGUCAAUAAACGGGUUUCAGAACCCUUUUUGUUAGUUUAUUCUGAUGUUUGGGGUCCUAGUCGAGUCACUUCAAAGUUAGGUUUUAAAUAUUUUGUAAUUUUUGUUGAUGAUUUUUCCAGAGUUACAUGGUUUUAUUUAAUGAAAGAUCGUUCAGAACUAUAUUCCAUUUUUUGUGCAUUUAUUACAGAAAUAAAGAAUCAAUUUGGUGUGC
This is a messenger RNA of Coffea arabica (coffee), 2821 nucleotides long. The record is from RefSeq and is a predicted model, not a curated record. Lineage: Eukaryota; Viridiplantae; Streptophyta; Magnoliopsida; Gentianales; Rubiaceae.